Messenger RNA from Procambarus clarkii (red swamp crayfish), 720 nucleotides. Lineage: Eukaryota; Metazoa; Arthropoda; Malacostraca; Decapoda; Cambaridae. The record is from RefSeq and is a predicted model, not a curated record.
AUGGCACCACAAGUCACGGCAACACAUGGCACCACACGUCACGGCAACACAUGGCACCACAAGUCACGGCAACACAUGGCACCACAAGUCACGGCAACACAUGGCACCACACGUCACGGCAACACAUGGCACCACAAGUCACGGCAACACAUGGCACCACAAGUCACGGCAACAAAUGGCACCACACGUCACGGCAACACAUGGCACCACAAGUUAUGGCACCACAUGGCAACACAUGGCACCACAAGUUAUGACAACACAUGGCACCUCAAGUCAUUGCAACACAUGGCGCCACAAAUCAUAGCAACACAUGGCGCCACAAAUCAUGGCAACACAUGGCGCCACAAGUCAUGGCAACACAUGGCACAAGUCACGGUAACACAUGGCACAAUUCAUGGCAACACAUGGCACCACAUGUCACGGCAACAUAUGGCACCACACGUCACGGCAACACAUGGCACCACACGUCACGGCAACACAUGGCACCACACGUCACGGCAACACAUGGCACCACAAGUCACGGCAACACAUGGCACCACAAGUCCCGGCAACAUAUGGCACCACACGUCACGGCAACACAUGGCACCACAAAUCACGGCAACACAUGGCACCACACGUCACGGCAACACAUGGCACCACACGUCACGGCAACACAUGGCACCACAAAUCACGGCAACACAUGGCACAACACGUCACGGCAACACAUGGCACCACAAGUAA